Molecule: messenger RNA, 2947 nt
Organism: Sorex fumeus (smoky shrew)
Lineage: Eukaryota; Metazoa; Chordata; Mammalia; Eulipotyphla; Soricidae
Gene: DDX54
Product: DEAD-box helicase 54
Exons: 20
Coding region: 21-2675 (884 amino acids)
Cellular component (GO): nucleus
Molecular function (GO): ATP binding; RNA helicase activity; RNA binding
Source: RefSeq, a predicted model, not a curated record
CCUGCCCCGGCCCGGCCCGCAUGGCGGCCGGCACGCGCGCGGCGGCCGCUCCUCGCCGGCCAGCGCCCAUGGCCCAGUGGCGGAAGAAGAAGGGGCAGCGGCGGCGCCGGGGCGCGGCCCCCCCGGCCCAGGGCAGCGACUCGGAGGACGGCGAGUUCGAGGUCCAGGCGGGAGAUGACGCCCGGGCCCAGAAGCCGGGCCCCGGGCGGCCCCUGCCCUCCUUCCCCUCCUCGGAGUGCACCUCGGACGUGGAGCCGGACACGCGGGAGAUGGUGCGGGCCCAGAACAAGAAGAAGAAGAAGUCUGGGGGCUUCCAGUCCAUGGGCCUGAGCUACCCCGUGUUCAAGGGCAUCAUGAAGAAGGGCUACAAGGUGCCGACACCCAUCCAGAGGAAGACCAUCCCCGUCAUCCUGGACGGCAAGGACGUGGUGGCCAUGGCCCGGACGGGCAGCGGCAAGACGGCCUGCUUCCUCAUCCCCCUGUUCGAGCGGCUCAAGGCCCACAGCGCCCAGAGCGGGGCCCGCGCCCUGGUCCUCUCGCCCACCCGCGAGCUGGCGCUGCAGACCAUGAAAUUCACCAAAGAGCUGGGCAAGUUCACAGGCCUCAAGACCGCCCUGAUCCUCGGUGGGGACAGGAUGGAAGACCAGUUUGCGGCGCUCCAUGAGAACCCGGACAUAAUCAUCGCCACCCCCGGGCGCCUGGUGCACGUGGCCGUGGAGAUGAACCUCAAGCUGCAGAGUGUGGAGUACGUGGUGUUCGACGAGGCGGACAGGCUCUUCGAAAUGGGCUUUGCAGAGCAGCUGCAGGAAAUCAUCGGGCGCCUGCCCGGGGGCCAGCAGACGGUGCUCUUCUCCGCCACGCUGCCCAAGCUGCUGGUGGAGUUCGCCCGCGCAGGCCUCACGGAGCCUGUGCUCAUCCGGCUGGACGUGGACUCCAAGCUCAACGAACAACUCAAGACCUCCUUCUUCCUGGUGCGCGAGGACGCCAAGGCCGCCGUGCUCCUGCACCUGCUGCGCAGCGUGCUACGGCCCCAGGACCAGACGGUGGUCUUCGUGGCCACCAAGCACCAUGCGGAGUACCUCAGCGAGCUGCUGACGACCCAGGGGGUGAGCUGCACCCACAUUUACAGCGCCCUGGACCAGACAGCCCGCAAGAUCAACCUCGCCAAGUUCACACACAGCAAGUGCUCUGUGCUCCUUGUCACCGACCUGGCGGCCCGGGGCCUGGACAUCCCGCUGCUGGACAACGUGGUCAACUACAGCUUCCCCGCCAAGGGCAAGCUCUUCCUGCACCGCGUGGGCCGCGUGGCCCGGGCCGGCCGGAGCGGCACUGCCUACUCUCUGGUGGCCCCUGACGAGCUCCCCUACCUGCUGGACCUGCACCUGUUCCUGGGCCGCGCCCUCAGCCUCGCCUGCCCCGGGGACGCGCCCUCGGCGGGGGGCGCAGACGGCGUGCUGGGCCGGGUGCCGCAGACUGUGGUGGACGACGAGGACGGCGGCCUGCGGACCGCGCUGGAGGCCUCGCAGGAGCUGCAGGGCCUGGGCCGCGUGGCCGGCAACGCGCAGCAGCAGUACGUGCGCUCGCGGCCCGCGCCCUCGCCAGAGUCCAUCAAGAGGGCCAAGGAGCUGGACGUGGCCGGGCUGGGCCUGCACCCGCUCUUCAGCUCACGCUGCGAGGAGCAGGAGCUGCAGCGCCAGCAGCUGGUGGACAGGAUCCGGGGCUACCGGGCGCGGGCGACCAUCUUCGAGAUCGGCGCCUCCAGCCGUGACCCGGGCGGCGAGGUCAUGCGCGCCAAGCGGCAGCGGCACUGCGGGGCCAUCGCCAGCUUCCAGCGGGACCUGCAGGCGCGGCAGCGGGAGCAGCGGCGGCGGGAGGCGCCCGUGGGCCCGGCAGCACGGGAGGAACAGCCGCAGCCGCGGGAGGAGGAGGAAGGAGAGGAAGAGGAGGGUGGUCCGAGCGUGGAGGACGUCUUCACCGAGGUGGUGGGCCGGAAGAGGUGGCAGCCGGGACCCGGCGGCAGAGCCAAGAGGCGGCGGGGGGAGGCGCAGCCGCGGGACCCGCAGUUCUACGUGCCCUACAGACCCAAGGACUUCGACAGCGAGCGGGGCCUGAGCGUCGGUGGGGACGGUGGUGCCUUCGAGCAGCAGGCGGCCGGCGCCGUCCUGGACCUAAUGGGGGACGAAGCCCAGAACCUCACCCGCGGCCGGCAGCAGCUCAAAUGGGACCGCAAGAAGAAGCGCUUUGUGGGACAGACGGGACAGGAAGACAAGAAGAAAAUCAAAACGGAGAGUGGGCGCUACAUCAGCAGUUCCUACAAGAGAGACCUCUACCAGAAGUGGAAGCAGAAGCAGAAGAUCGAUGACCGGGACUCGGAGGACGAAGGACCCUCUGACCGGCGAGCCCCCGAGCACAGGGGAGGAAGGCGGGGCCGAGGCCAAGGUGCCUCUCAGCCCCGCACCCCAGGGCCCCCUGCCGGCCGCGUGCGUUCCGAGCUGAAGACCAAGCAGCAGAUCCUGAAACAACGACGCCGCGCGCAGAAGAUGCGCUUCCUGCAGCGCGGAGGCCUCAAGCAGCUCUCGGCCCGCAACUGCCGCCGGGUGCAGGAGCUGAAGAAGGGCGCCUUCGGCCGGGGCGGCCCCUUCAACAAGAAGGGCAAGAUGAGGAAGAAGAUGUGAGGGAGGCGGCUGGACCUCCUGAAGUGCGCCCUGCAGGACCUUUGUCCUUGGCAAGCAACACUGCACAGCCGGUCAGAGACAGUCUGCAGAGAUGGGAGCAUUUGAGCAGGGUCUUGAAGGAUGCAUGGGAGUGUGCCAGGCAGGCCACGACCCGAGUUGGUGAUUUGCUGCUGCUUCCCGAUGUUUGGGGUUCUGAGGUCGUUGCCCACCCGGUCUGAGCCCCGAAUGUCUAAGGCCCGAUGGAGUCUUUUUAAUAAACCUUAUCAGUCACA